This is a messenger RNA of Paramecium octaurelia, 4925 nucleotides long. The record is from the annotation of a GenBank genome assembly. NCBI's taxonomy places the organism in Eukaryota, Ciliophora, Oligohymenophorea, Peniculida, Parameciidae.
AUGAGUGAAUAAUAAACACCAAAUCGAGGGAGAUUUUUAUCACCUUAACAAGGAAAUUAACAAUCAAGAGUCAAUUCUGAGAGUCACGUUAUCAUUCCUAAUGACAAGAUGAAGAGAUCUAGUGCAGGGUCGAGUGUAAGAGUAAUUAAUUCAGUAAUCAAUGAUCUUAAUCCAUUAGCCUCCUGUUGCCAUGACACAAUCAGCUGUCGUAAAUCAGUUAGAGUAUUUCUAAAUGCCUAAUGGAUCCAUAUAGCCAAUGAUAACAUCAAGAAUAGUGCCCACACUCGUUAGACCCCAAUAAAGUAAUGAAUAUCGAGAUAAUUGUUAGCCAUUAUCAUUAAGUAAGAUGGAGAUGGGUCUGACUUGGAUAAGGUUAGUUAACUGUAAAUAGAAGUGGAGUAAUGGAAGGCAAGAUUCUUUGCUCUUUAAAUUACAAGCGGUGGCACAGGAUUGGAAGAACUAGUAUUUAAUGAAAAUAAACAUUUUAGACUGGAAUGUAUGAAAUGAGAUUAAAGAUACUGUCUGAUGAAAAUGGAAAGUUGUUAGCAUUAAUUAAACAACUUAUCAAUGAAAAUGAACAAAAAGACUUAGCAAUAGCUUAAAGAGAUAAUAAAAUUUAUUAACUUGAAUUAAAUUAACAUGAACAUGAUGCACUCCAAGAAUUGCUUAAGAAAAAACAAGAUGAAAACCUAGAAGUAAUAUUUAUUUGAAUUUUCAGUUAAGAGGAAAACUAUAAGGAUUGGAAGAACUUUUGAUAGAUGCAAGAAAAUAAGAAAUUGAAAACUUUGAAUUAUAAAGUAAGAUCAAGAAUUUAGAAAAUGAAUUGGCUAUGUGGAAAGACAAAUUCAAGUUGUCUGAGGAGGAUAGAAACAGAUUAUUAUAGGAAUUAAGAGAAUUGUUGGAAAGAAUGAAUCAAUUGAAUUUGGAUACUGUUAAGAGAGGUCAAUUAUCGACUAUGGAUUUGUUAGAAGAUGAGAAUAAGAAGUUGAGAGAUUAAAUUAAUUAAAUAUUAAAUGAUCUAGAUUAAUGGAGAAAGAAAGCUUUGACUUUAGAAUUAUAAGUAUUUGACCUCCAGGUUCAAGUGACUGAUUAAGAUAACAAUAAUAAGUUAUUGGUAAAAGAAAUCGAAAGAUUAAAUCAAUAACUAGCAUCAAAACAAUAAGAAAUAGAAAGGUUAAAGACUAAGUAAUAAAUAAUAAUAUAUUAGUCUUUAAUAAGCCGAGGAUCAUAUAAAAGAAUUGCAGGGGUUGAAACAACAAGUUUAAGAAAAAUAAAGAGUAAUUGAUGAAUUAAAAAGAAAAAAUGAUGAACAAGCCAAAUAAAUUCUAGAGAGUGAGAAGUUGAAAAAGCAAUUGGAUCAGAUUAGAGGUUACAAUACAGAUUUGCAAAAGCAAAAUGGUGUUUUGAAUUAUUAAAUUGAUCAAUUAAACAGAACACUUGAAAAUAAACAGUAAGCUUAUGAUAAACUAAAUAAUAAAUUAAAGUUUGUAGAAAACGAUAAUAACACUUUAAGAUAAUAGGUCUUGGAAAUAAAUGAAUUAUAAAUUGAAAAGUAAAGUUUGUUGUCAGAAUUGUCAUCAUUAGACAAAGAACUCAAAUUAAAGAGUGAACAAUUAGCUAAUGUUGAAAAGGAAUUAUAGAAUUUAUAAGAAAAAUUAUAAUAAUUGAGAAUUAUUGAAUUAGAAUUAAACAGAGCGAAGUCUUAAUUAGAUAUGAAAGACAGAGACAUUGCAGAAUUGAGAAAGCAAAUUAAAGAUUUGACUGUUAAAAACUUUGAAUUGGAAUAAAGAUUGAAAGAAUUGAUCUCUAAGGAGACAGAGUAUUUGAAGAUUUUCUAAUAAUGUGAAACUUAUAAAUCAUUGAAUGAUCAACUUAACUUAUAAUUAGCUUAAUUAGAAGCUGAAAAUUAAUAAUUAUAAUCCUAAGUUGAUGGAUUAGCAGAAUUACAAAGCUAAUUGAAGGUGUUACAAUAAAAGUAUGAAUAGACACUUAAAAUUAAUUCUGAUUUAAGUUCAAGAAAUUAAUAAUUAUAAUAAUAAUUAUAGAACAUCUAAUAAUAGAAGAAUGUGAAUAAUUUAAGAGAUAAUUAAAUUAAUAUCGAAUUAUAAAGAAAUAACACUCUAUUAAAUUAAAAAUCUUAAUAAAUAGAAGAUUUGAGAUUGAAAUUGGCUAAAGCUGAAUAAUAAAUUGAUACUCUCAAUAAUUAAUUGUAAAACAAGCAGUAAGAAUUAGAUAACUAAAUAGUGUUAAAUGCAAAAUUAUAAGACAGGAUCAAAGAAUUGGAAUCUGAAUUACUCAAUCUUAAAAAAACUGUUCAAAGCUUAUAAGACUAAAACAAUGCUCUUAAAAAUGAUCAUCAUUUGUAACUUUAAGAAUUGAGAGAAGAAAUUCUCCGCAAAUAAGAGGAAAUCAAAUCCCUUUAGAAAUUAGCUGAUUAGUACAAAGAGAAGUAUUUAGAAAACGAUCGCUAAUUAGCUGAUUUGAAAGGUCUUGAAAGAAAACUGAAUGAUGUUACAAUCUAAAAGAAUUAAUUGGCUGAUUUAAAUACAAAUUAUCAAGAUUAAAUAAGCAAAUUACAAAGUGAGAUUAGAUCAUUGUAAAUUAAGAUUCAAGAAACUCAUUUGUUUGAAGAUUAAAAUAAACAAUAUGAAGCAAUUAUUGAAAAGUUAAAAGCAGAAAACACACUAAAGAGCAAAGAAAUCACUGAACUUAAUAUCUAAUUGCCAACUUAUAUGUAACAAGUUUCUGAUUUAGAAAAGAAAUUAUUAAGAACGGAUCAAUAAUUCUAAAUUUAUAAGAAUGAGGUAGAAAGAUUGAGAUAAGAGAAACAAAACUUAUUAAAAGAGAUUGAAGAACUUAAGAGGAAGAAUAAAACUUUAGAAUAAAAAGUCAAUGAAUUGAAUCAUUUAUAAGAAUUGAUUCCUUAAUUAGAAUAAAAGGCUAAUAGGUUACAAAAUCAAGUAGACAAAUUGGCAAAAUAAAACUUAGAUUAUAAUGACUAAAUUAAUCUUUAAAAUGAGUAAUUGAGUUAACAAGAGUUAUAAAUUAGAACCUUAUUCCAAGUAAAAUCAAAUUUAUAAUAAUUGGAAUCUAAUUAUUCUUUGGUAGUGUAAUAAUUGAAUGAUUAAAGACUUUAAUCUGCAAAAUUAGAAUAAGCAUUUUUCAAUGAAUAAUAAUAGCAUUAGAAGACUGCUGACGAACUAAAAAAAGUGACUAAGGAAUUAGAUCAAUUGAAAAAUAAAAUAGAAUAAUAAGAGAAGUAUAUUAAAGAAUUAGAAGGAAAAAUAAUUAAAGAUAGAAUAUUAGAAUAGGAAUUAAAAGAAGCAGUGGGUUUCAACCUUACUUUGGAUACUAAACUCAAUCAAGUAAGAUAAGAAAAUGAGUCUUUGAAAAAUGAGAUUGCCUAAUUGAAAGAAGAAUUAGAGUAAUGGAAGGCGAAAUAUUUAUAAAAAGAUAAUGAGGUUAAGACAUUGUAAGUUUAUAAAGCUGAAGCCAUUUAGAUGAGAUUAAUUAAUGACGAAUUAACAGAUAAUUUCAAUAAAUUAACAAAAUAAUUGAAAGCAAUAACUUUAGAAAAGUAAAUAAUGGAAGAAGAAUUAUAGCAUCAGAUUGCAGAUUUGAAAUAGAGAAUUGCAGAAUUAGAAUAAUUGGUUGCUUAAAUUGAACCAUUAUAAACAUAAGUUAAUGAUUUAUAACAAUUAGUCAAUAAAUUGUAAGGUGAAAACAAAUAAUUAGCCAAAAAGUUAGGAGAAGCUUAGAGUAAAGUUAAAGAACUAGAAGGAAAAAUAGAGGCAUAUGAAGUAAUGGAAAAAGACUAUUAAAAAUUGUAAGCAAAUUAUGCCGAAAAGUAUUAAUAUUUGUCAUAAUUUUAGAGCUUAAGAUUUGAGAACAACAAAGGAAGAUUUAGAUAAAACAACUUUAUAAUUGGAUAAAGUGACAAAGGAGAAAGAAAAUCUAGAUAUGAGAAUAGCAAUGUUGGCUGCUGAAAUUGAGAGAUAAAAACAUUUAAAUAAAAAUAAAUAAGAAAAAAUAGAUGAACUAACUAAUUAAAAUACAGAUGUAUAAUUUAAUAUGUAUUUAACUAUAGUUAUCAAAUGUUGUUGCAUAACUUGAGCCAUUGGAUCCAGAAAAUACAAGAUUAUCAGAAUAAAUUUAAGAAAUGAAGAAGAAAGCAGAUCAAGAUUAAUUGGAUCUAAUGAAGAAGGAUGAUGAAAUUAAUAAGUUGAAUAAUGAGGUUUAUGGAUUGUAAAAUAAAGUUGCAUUACUUGGACCAGAAAUAGAAAGAGCUAAGCUGAAAUACAAUGGUGCUUAAAAUACAAUAAAGGAACUUGAAGAAAAGCUAUAAGAUUAUGAACAUUUAUAACAGGAACUUUAAAGUUUGGAUAAUGCCUUAAAUUAGGCUGAAGAGAAGGUGCAAAAUUUAGAGAAAGAAAACUCUACUCUUCAUUAGACUUUGACAGCCAAGUCAGAUGAAUUGAACUAAGCCAAAGCUAGGUAAUAUUAUUUAAUAUAUUUAGUGUUAAUGAUCUUUAAAACUAGUUAAAUUUGGUUAAUGAAUAAUUGAUAAAUCAAUAACAAUUAGAGAAUGAAUUGCAAUAGAGAGAUCAUGAAAAUUAAUAAUUGAAGGAAAAGAUUGGAUAAUUAUAAUAAUAAAUUGAAUAAUUGGAAUAGAUUAAGGUAACAAAGAUGUUAAUGCUAUUAGUAUGAUAAUGAGGGCAAGAUAGCUAUGUUGGCAACCUAGAUUGAAGCUUUGAAAUACAAAUACUAAGUUGCUGAAAAUAAAUUGAAAGAACAAGAUGAUAUAAUUGGAUAAUUAAAUGAUGAUUUGGAUAACUUUGACAAACACAUUUAAGAAUUGGAAAGUGAAAACCAAGAUUUAAAGGCUAAAAUGCAAUAGCAAUCAAUUAGAGCUUAUUGAUAUAUUG